This is a messenger RNA of Nicotiana tabacum (common tobacco), 345 nucleotides long. NCBI's taxonomy places the organism in Eukaryota, Viridiplantae, Streptophyta, Magnoliopsida, Solanales, Solanaceae. The record is from the annotation of a RefSeq genome assembly.
AUGGCACGGCUGGCUGUCGGAGAAGCACUCACAAAUCUUGUUUGGGCGAAAGUUACCUCUCUUUCUGAUGUUAAAGCAAGUGGAAAUUGGAUGUAUGCUGCAAAGCUAGAUGGUGAAGGAGCUGCAAUCUAUGACGCUGCUCUUGCUCUUUCUGAGGCUAUGAUUGAACUUGGGAUUGCAAUUGAUGGAGGGAAAGAUAGUCUUUCCAUGGCAGCCCACGCAUCUGGGGAUCUUGUUAAAGCUACAGGGAAUCUAGUCAUCAGUACCUAUGUGACAGGUAAGCCAACCAAUAAGAGAGACUUUCUAUCUUGCCUAGGCUAUUCGAUAGCGGACAUAGUGGAUUAG